Molecule: messenger RNA, 2022 nt
Organism: Impatiens glandulifera
Lineage: Eukaryota; Viridiplantae; Streptophyta; Magnoliopsida; Ericales; Balsaminaceae
Product: BTB/POZ domain-containing protein SR1IP1
Exons: 5
Coding region: 133-1911 (592 amino acids)
Molecular function (GO): protein binding
Source: RefSeq, a predicted model, not a curated record
UUUGAUAGAGACUUGCCUAGAUGAAUGAAUGAAUGGGUUUUAGUGAGAGAAAGCUCUCUGUAAUUUCUCUUUCAUGGUGGAUCUUGAUCUUGAUCUUGAUUUGAUUAUCAGUCUUGAACGAAGAAACUAAACAUGUCCACCAAAAAGAAAGAGCUCAUUUCCACUGUCAUGAAGAGGACUAGUGACUGGAUUUUUGCCCAAGAGAUUCCUAGUGAUGUUACUGUUCAUGCCGCAGGAGUUUCAUUCUCGUUACACAAGUUUCCAUUAGUUUCCAAAUGUGGAUACAUAAGAAAACUGAUUUCAGAAUCCUCCGACCAAUCCGAACUCGACCUCCCUGAAAUCCCCGGCGGAGCGGAAGCGUUCGAGCUCGCUGCGAAAUUCUGUUACGGCAUAAACUUCGAAAUCAGCACCGAGAACAUCGCCAUGCUCCGUUGCGUUUCGGAGUUUCUCGAGAUGACAGAGGAUUAUGCAGUCGGCAAUCUGGUUGGACGAACAGAGGCUUACUUAAACGAAGUAGCUCUUAAGAGCCUCGCCAGCGCUGUCUCAAUCCUGCAUUCGUCGGAAAGUUUGUUGCCGUUGGCGGAUGAGGUGAAAUUGAUGGGUAGGUGUAUAGAUACGAUUGCGUUUAUUGCUUGUAAAGACAAUCAAUUCAGUUCGCCAAAUAAGGCGGCGGAAACGACAGGGAUGGAUAAUCAACUCCGACCUGUCGUUGAUUGGUGGGCGGAAGAUUUGAUUGUUUUAAGGAUUGAUCUCUUUAGAAGGGUAAUCAUUGCUAUGAUAUCUAGAGGGUUCAAACAAUACGCACUUGGUCCAAUUCUCAUGCUUUACGCCCAACAGUCUCUCCGAGGAUUGGAAUUCGGGAAAGCAAGGAAGAAGAUAGAACCAAAACAAGAACAUGAAAAAAGGGUAGUUCUUGAAACCAUAGUAAGUCUCCUUCCAAAAGAGAGAAAUGCAAUGUCGGUUAGUUUCUUAUCAAUGCUACUCCGGGCAGCGAUUCAUUUAGAGACGACGGUUGCAUGUAGGCUGGAUUUGGAGAAGAGAAUGGGAAUGCAAAUGGGUCAAGCUGUCUUAGACGAUCUUCUAAUCCCUUCAUUAACAUUCGUAGGUGACACCCUCUUCGAUGUGGACACGAUUCAGAGAAUCAUGACGAAUUAUCUUGAAUUUGAAAUGGGUAGUAACCGUUUAGGUGGAGAAGAUGAAUACUCAUCUCCUCGAUUAAGUGAUAUGGAGAAAGUGGGAAAGUUAAUGGAAAGCUAUCUUGCAGAAAUCGCAUCUGAUAGAAACUUACCAGUACAGAAAUUCAUUUCCAUGGCUGAACUUAUUCCAGAACAAUUGAGGAUAACUGAAGAUGGCAUGUACAGAGCUAUAGAUAUUUACUUAAAGGCUCAUCCGGGAUUAAGUGAGAUUGAAAGGAAGAAAGUAUGCGGAGUGAUGGACUGCCAGAAGUUAUCGAGGGAGGCUUGCGCUCACGCCGCCCAAAACGAGAGACUUCCCGUUCAGACAGUAGUUCAAGUUCUUUACUACGAACAGCAACGGCUCAGAGAUGUAAUGAACAACGGCGGCGGUGGAGGGCAAUCACUUACAGUGGCUGCUAAUCCUCCUCCUCCUACUCGUGCUGUGUCGGAAGAGCUUACGAAUUUGAAAAGGGAAAACCAGGAUUUGAAAUUUGAGCUGGUGAAGAUGAAGAUGAGGUUGAAGGAAUUGGAGAAGGUGAAUGAUAAUAGGUCAGGAAUGAGUAGUCCGUCGGCGGGGAGUACAAUGUCGACGGCGGAUAAGCCUCCAUUGCCUCCUAAGAAAUCAUUUAUAAGCUCUGUUUCGAAGAGAUUGGGUAGACUUGUUCGGGCUGAUGGGAUUGGAGGUGGUAAAGGUAGGAAUAAGCCUGCUCGUGAUCGGCGACAUUCUAUAUCUUGAUUCUUGAUCAACUAGAAUCAGAAAUUGGAUGCUUCUAAAUUUCCAUGGUUUGAAAUGUUACUUUGUUUUUGAGGUUUGAUAUAUAUAUAGGUUGGUGUAAAUUAUGAUGGA